AUGCCUGCCGCACGGUCACGACGAAAACGAAUACACUCUGGUCAGCCGGGAAAUGCCACACAGGCCUGGAGUCGACCACAGCAACUGUCAGAGGUGUCGGACAUCUACCAACAUCGACCUCUGAACGAUGUCUCGUCAAUUCGUCUGGUCGAGCUGCUUCCCGGACUGAUAGGCAACGAAUUGACCUUGGCUAUGCAUCAUGCAGACUUGAAAGAGCCUCCGCCGUAUCAAGCUCUCUCAUACUAUUGGGGCGAUCCUGCUCCAGUCCGAACGAUCCACGUCAAUGUUCCUAAAACAUAUGUGGCUGGACAAGAAUUCCACCUCUACUGGACAGAUGCAUUGUGCAUCAAUCAGAAUGACGUCCAGGAACGAGAUAAACAGGUCCGGCACAUGGAUAUUGUUUAUCGUCAAGCCAAAUGUGUGAUUGCUUGGCUCGGUCGGUCAUCGUCAUACGAAGAGGACCUGCAAAUCAUCUCUUUGGUCGCGGAAGGAAUAUGGCCUGGUUGGCUAGCAGAACCGCCCGCUUCAGCGUUGUCGCAGCAAAAAGGUCAAAAGACUUCGUACCCGACGGAAGGGAUGGUGGUUGCUGGGAGCCAGUCGAUACCGCUCGACCACUUUCUUUUUGUCCUCCGGUCCAACCAGGCCGGCGGAGAUGAUUACGGGAUUUGGGAGUUUUCUAGAGCAGUUGACUGGAUACGUCGUAUACGUCGAUGCCGAGAGGGAAAGGAGCUUUGGUCCCCUACGAGUGAGCAGUACUGGGCGCCAGAGAGUAAGCAUCUCUGGCAACUUCUUUCCCAACUCAGAUGCAAAAGUUCAGAUCCACGAGACAUUGUGUACGCCUUACUUGCAAUUGCACCCCUGGGCAAUUCGUCGACGCCUGCAGUCGAACGGAUCUCAAUCGACUACACGAAAGAUAUGAGCGAUGUCUUCUGGGACGCGGUGCUCGAAUGCGAACCACCAUGGGACCAGUACGAUCAUCUGUUCCACGGUCUGACGACAAUGAUGUGCAAGAGCCGGCCGGCGCCUGACGUCCUUGCCCUGUCCGAGUAUGCCGAAAAAGGAAGCACGUCCCAACGGCAUAUGGAAGGUGCCAAGGUCGCCUUGGAGGUGUGCGCCGCAAUAUGGAUUCUUCAACAAUGGUUGAUGGCUGAAUUCUUCUUUGAUGAAGAUGGGACAAAGCUCAAUGAUUUCACCAAUGCGAUCAAAAGAUUAUCAGAGACCAUCGAAUUUUCUCGCAGAGCCUCUAAUGGUGAGCGGACAUACCUCGAGUCUUCACUGAUGUUGGGCUUCGCACUGGCAAGGCGCGAGGAUCCCCAAUAUUCUGCCUAUUGUGAGCGGGUGCUGCAUCCGGUCCGGAGCACAGGCAGUCCAUCGCCGUGGCGGUGCUGCACACACCGAAACCUUGACGCGACCAACCUCUGGGGCUUAGAGACAUGGAAUGAUAUUCGUCUGUCCUACGGCAAAGAUCCAGACCUCGUGUUGUAUGACCCUGUGCCCCCACUGUGGACCCUCUGUGGAAUGUGCACAUUCAGAUCCGUCCAUGGCUACCAUGGACCAGGGAGCUUUGGUAACCCCGAUUGGGGCCUCAGUUGGCGCAUCCCUGAGACUCGCUUUUACCUGAUUGUGGACCAUUGCUUUCACACAGGAUUCUCGGUCGGGUUGCACGAAAGGCCUAGGGUCGAGUUGAGAAUGAGACUUGAGCUGAUGCAGAGUUAUAUAUCUGCACAACGAAGCCGAGGGACAGAUAUAGCCACUGUCCCUUUUCGCAAUAUACCAGAGCAUGCCGGGAUGUAUACGGGCACCAUGUUCGGCACAAUUACCCGGCAAACAACAUACUCGGUACAGUGGCCCCAAUAAGUUUGUCACACACGCGUAUUUACACCAAACCGCACACUUUUGACGCACGCUUUUCUCUAUAACAUUCAGUGUAAAGCAGUACCUUUGCUUAUAUGAAUAAAUACCAAAUUACCUAGAGUUUCUAUCAGCAAGAAACAAAUCAAAAGAAGCGGUCUCCAAAAGUCAGGAAGUAGGGUUUCAACAAAAGUUAUGCUUAUAAGCAUGGUUUUCGUGCUUUCAUAACUUUAUCCCCUUAUAACUUUUUCUAGAAAAGUCUGCGAAAGACAUCCUCUUGACUUAUAUAUACUUCAGGUAAUUCUCUAU
Messenger RNA from Exophiala viscosa, 2160 nucleotides. RefSeq names its product heterokaryon incompatibility protein-domain-containing protein. The coding region runs from base 1 to 1857 and encodes 618 amino acids. The record is from RefSeq and is a predicted model, not a curated record. NCBI's taxonomy places the organism in Eukaryota, Fungi, Ascomycota, Eurotiomycetes, Chaetothyriales, Herpotrichiellaceae. The transcript is spliced from 3 exons.